Molecule: messenger RNA, 5064 nt
Organism: Magnolia sinica
Lineage: Eukaryota; Viridiplantae; Streptophyta; Magnoliopsida; Magnoliales; Magnoliaceae
Product: DNA-directed RNA polymerase IV subunit 1
Exons: 18
Coding region: 218-4567 (1449 amino acids)
Biological process (GO): DNA-templated transcription
Cellular component (GO): RNA polymerase II, core complex
Molecular function (GO): DNA binding
Source: RefSeq, a predicted model, not a curated record
CUAUGCUCGUUUACGGAGCCUCUCCCAAACUCUCUUCGCAAGCGUAGAAAAAAUUCUCUUCUUGUCAUCUCCGAUCUUCCAUCUUUCCUACCUUUUAAAGACUUCUCAGGUUUUCGUUGCAGAGAAAAAAGAAAAGAAAAGAGAAGAAAGAAAAACAAAAUCAGUUCUUCUUCUAUUUUUCUUCUCGUUUUCGUUCUCUGUUUCUGCUAUUACCAGCAUGGACAAUGGUAAAAUAACUAUUACCAGCAUGGAUAAUGGUAAUAUUAUAGAAUCGAAGGCGUGGACUGUUCCAUCAGGGCUCAUGACUCGUAUAAAGUUUGAUAUUUUGACUGAAGGAGAGAUGAAAAAGUUCUCUGCCAUAGUCAUAGAUGAGACCAAUGACGUGACUGAUCCUAGGUUAGGGAUGCCAAACCUGUCUUCUCAAUGUUCAACAUGUGACUCGUGUGACAUCAAAAACUGUGAGGGUCACUUCGGGAUUUUCAAGCUUCCAGCAAACGUUUACCAUCCAUAUUUCGUUUCAGAAAUUGUACAGAUUUUGAACAAAAUGUGCCCUGGAUGCAAGUCCAUUCGGCAAGAUAGGAAGAUCAAGGGCUCAGGUACAUUAUCCAAGAAGUGGACGUCAAUAAAUGAUGAGCAUAUGGGGUGCAAAUAUUGCACCGCAAAUUCUAGUGAAUGGUACCCUGGAAGGAAGUUUAAGGUUGCCUCAAAAGAUGCAUCUGGGAAGAGAAGUUUACUGAUUGUAGCAGAAGUGAAUGAUAGGUUGCCAAAGAAGUUUCAAAGUAAAAAUCUUAAUGAGGUAUUGCCUGCAGAUUAUUGGGAUUUUAUACCAAAAGAUCCACAUCAACAGAAAUUUUUCAUGGAACCGAACAAAAUAAUCUUGUCUCCAUACCAGGUAUUUUUUCUGUUGAAAGAUCUUGACCCAAAGUUCAUCGAGAAAUUUGUUCCAAGGCGGGAAUUGUUAUUUCUUACUUCUUUCCCUGUUACCCCAAAUUGUAACCGUGUGACAGAAGCAAUGCACUUGUUUUCUGAUGGCUCCAGAUUGAUUUUUUUACGUACCAAAAAGUCAUCAAGCAGUACAGAUGUUGCUUCUAGUAAGUCUGGUUUGAAAUGGAUUAGAGAAGUCCUCCUCGGAAAGCGGACAGAUCACGUAUUUCGUAUGACUGUGGUUGGUGACCCAAAGAUCAGAUUGGGUGAAAUUGGUAUCCCACAUGAUAUUUCAGAAAAAUUAGUAAUUCCUGAGAACAUUAACUUAAGAAACUUGAAAAAGCUGAACAAGUGUUGUAAUUCUCGUGUGAUUCAAAUGAGAGAUUGCUACGCAAAGAGCAAAGCUGGUUUAGCUUCUGUGCAUCGUCGGAAUGAACUUCAGGUAGGCGAUAUAAUAUAUAGACCUUUGGAAGAUGGAGAUCUUGUGUUGGUAAACAGGCCUCCGUCUGUGCAUCAACAUUCUCUUAUUGCAUUUUCUGUUAAAAUUCUCCCUGUGAACUCAGUCAUUGCCAUAAAUCCUCUUUGUUGUGCACCUUUACUUGGAGAUUUCGAUGGCGAUUGCCUUCACGGUUAUAUUCCCCAAUCCAUCAACUGUAGAGCAGAGCUUAGGGAGCUUGUGUCUUUAAACCGUCAGUUAGUUAAUGGACAAGAUGGCCGAAACCUGGUUUCUCUAAGUCAGGAUAGCUUAACUGCUGCCCAUUUGAUCACAGGGAGUGAAGUUUUCUUGAACAGAUUCCAGAUGCAGCAGUUGGAAAUGUUGUGUCCACGUCAAUCAAAGUGUCCCACAAUUCUUAAAGCGCCGCCACUCAAGACUACUCUCUGGACUGGGAAGCAAUUAUUUAGCUUGCUCUUGCCCCAAGGUUUGGACUUCGAUUAUGCUUCGAAUUCAGUCCUUAUCAGCAAUGGCGAUUUGAUGUCCUCUUCUGAUGAAUCUGCUUGGUUACGGAAUACCCGCAAGAACGUCUUCUCUAAUAUGAUCAGACAUUGCCCAAGCCAAGCUCUCAAUUACCUGUUUGCUGCCCAAGAAGUACUUUGUGAAUGGAUAUCAGGGAGAGGCUUAAGCGUUUCUUUGUCUGAUAUUUACCUUUCACCUGAUUCAUAUUCAAGAAUGAAAAUGAUAGAUGAAGUCAGUUGCGGAUUGCAAGAAGCAGAUCGAAUAUGUCGUAUCAAACGGUUGAUGUUGGAUGAUGGUAUGGAGCAUUUUCUCAAACACGGUGAAGGGGAUUUAGACCCGCCGCAUGUCGAGGGUCUUCGAAAGCAGAAAUUAGCUGUUUUAAACCAAGCUGCUAUUGAUGCUUUUAAAGAAGUCCGUUAUGAUCUUCAAAAUGUCAUUCAUCAAUAUGCUGGUACAGACAAUUCAAUGUUGGCAAUGAUUAAUGCUGGGAGCAAAGGCAACCUGCUCAAACUGCUUCAGCAAAGUGUUUGUCUUGGUUUACAGCAUUCAACAGAUUCGUUACCUUUUAGAAUCCCAGACAAGCUUUCGUGUGCUUCAUGCAAUCAGCAAAAGUUAUCUGGGUUGCGCAGGAAGGCUCAUGAUACAAUUGAAUCCACUGAAAGGCACAUUUCUUGUGCUGUGGUUGAGCAUUCCUUUCUCGAUGGCUUGAACCCUCUUGAAUGUUUUGUUCAUGCAUUAUCAUGCCGUGGCAAUUGCUUUAGUGAGAAUGCAGACCUUCCAGGAACUUUGACCCGAAAGCUGAUGUUUUACAUGCGGGACCUGUAUGUCACUUAUGAUGGGACAGUGAGGAGUGCUUAUGGGAAUCAGCUUAUACAGUUCUCUUAUGGUAUUUCCGAGGACACGUCUGAUCGGGAUGAUAAGUCCCACAAGUUCUUUGGGGAGAGGAUGUUGGAAUGUGAUGGACUUGGGGGGCAACCUGUAGGUGCAUGGUCAGCUUGUUCCAUUGCUGAAGCUGCAUAUAGUGCUUUGGAUCAACCAAUCAGUAUGCAUGAAGCUUCUCCAUUGAUAAACUUAAAGAAGGUAUUGGAGUGCGGUCAGAAAGAAACCUAUGCGGACCAAACUGUAUCCCUUUUCCUGUCCAAGAAACUAAGGAGAUGGACCUAUGGUUCUGAGUAUGGGGCAUUAGAAGUGAAGAGUCAUCUUGAAAGAAUUUUUCUUUCUGAUGUUGUGACUACUGUCAUGAUUGUUUUCGAGCCAGAUAUUAUUGAGGCACAGUUCAGUUCAUGGGUUUCACAUUUUCAUGUGUGCAAGGAGAGGAUGAGGAAGAGAAGACUAACAAUUGGGUCAAUAAUAGAUGCACUUAAUAAGAAAUAUAACUCCAGAGGAAAAACUAGCACUUAUCUUCCCAGGUUGCAGAUUUUAAGCUGUGAUUGUUCAUUAGACGAUGUUCACCAUGAGCAUAGCGAGAAAAUUUGCAUCACUGUGGCAGCUGAAAAUUCUAAGGAUUCUCCUGUGCUGCUUGAUACCGUACGGGAUAUGCUGAUUCCAAUCCUCCUUGGAACAGUUAUCAAAGGGUUUUUGGAGUUCAAGAAGGUGAAUAUUUUGUGGCAUGAGCCACCAAAGACAUCCAAGUUCCGUAAGGACUCUUCUGGUGAACUUUUUCUGAAGGUUUCUAUGUCAGAGGACUGUGAAAGAGGGAAGUUAUGGAAUACUGUUCAGGAUGCAUGUAUCCCAAUAAUGGACUUGAUUGACUGGGAAAGGAGUCACCCAGACCAUGUUUACGAUAUAUCUUGUGCCUAUGGAGUAGAUGCUGCAUGGCAUCACUUUCUAGAAACUUUGAGAUCCACAUUAUCUGAUAUAGGAAGGGAUAUGCAUCGAGAACACUUGCUUAUCCUUGCAGAUUGUCUCUCAGUUACGGGAGAGUUCAGUGGUCUAAGUCCUAAAGGAAUAAAAGAACAAAGGGAUCAGAUAUCCAUCACCUCACCCUUUAUGCAAGCAUGCUUCUCUAACCCGAGCAAUUGUUUCAUCAAGGCUGCGAAGGAGGGGGCUAUGGAUGAUCUUUUGGGGACAUUAGAUGCUGUGGCAUGGGGCAAGGAAGCCCCCAUUGGGACUGGCGGACCUUUUGAUAUUUUAUAUUCGGGAAAGGGGAAGGAUCUUGAUAAACCUGUGGCUAUUUAUGAAACAUUGUGUAGCCAACCGACUACUCAGAAAGAUGAAAUGGGGCUCAACGGACCUGGUGCUUGUGAUAAAAUCUGCAAAAGAUGGGGAGGGAAAUCAACCUUUAUAUAUGACAAUUGCAGAUCUGAGUAUCGGACAAGUAUGGAGUGCAAAUCAAAUUCAGAUCCAAGACUUUUUCUUUCAAAGGCUGGCAUUAAGGAUAUGUGUAUUUUAUUACAGGAAAUAUUACACAAGUACCCAGUUAAUGCCUAUGUAAAUGAAGAAGAAAGGUCCAUUUUGAUGAAGGCUUUGUCCUAUCAUCCUCAGGGAAAUGAGAAGAUGGCGGGAGCCCAAGAAAUCAAGGUUGGUCAUAACCCAUUGUAUCCCGAAUCCCGCUCCCGCUGUUUUAUACUGGUGAGGAAGGAUGGGUCGUUUGAAGAUUUCUCCUAUCGGAAGUGUGUUGAGGGUGCAGCGCGACAUAUUUCCCCUGAAUUCGCAGCCUGGUUUCGAAACAAAGUGUUUAAAAGAUGACAACAACAUCUAACCUUCUCCCUUCUUUUGAACCACAAAGGCAGUGGACAGCAUGUUGGCUCUGAUACACGUGUAUAUGGGUUCUCACACAUACAGAACUUACAGCCACUAACAUAUGUGGCGAUGCUAAUCGCCUUUUUUGUGCUUGGGAAUAUGGCUAUCCACAUAACCAUUGCUGUGGAGUUGCAUCGUCAUACCGAUUACAGAAAGAACCAUUUUUUGAUGAACGUAGUUAUGGCGGCUAUUUAAAUGAGUAGCAACCAUACAGAUCUUACUGUUGCUAUACUCAAAAGUGCAGCCAUUUAUUUAUGUUUGUGGUUGCAUCUUCAGCAGAAGCAGAUGAACCUUUCACCAUUUUUUUUUUGUCCAAAAAAAGAACAUUUGGAAAUGUUGAGGUGGACUGCCUUCAUUUUUGUACCAUUUUCUUUAUCUAUGAUGUAUAGUUGAAUUCAUUGGCUAUCUAAGCAUUUUUGUUUUAAUUGAGUUUGUUUCAGCCA